This is a messenger RNA of Vicugna pacos (alpaca), 2536 nucleotides long. Lineage: Eukaryota; Metazoa; Chordata; Mammalia; Artiodactyla; Camelidae. The record is from RefSeq and is a predicted model, not a curated record.
AUGGCUGAAGAGACGGCAGAGUUACUAAAAAACUACUGUAAGUGGAGAGCAGAGUGUCCAGAAAUAAGUGCAGAUCUCCAUCCUAGAAGUGUCCUUGGCCUGCUGAAGGCCGGCUACCUCGGCCUCCUGAGAGCCAGGGACCCCGCGGGCAGCAGAGUCCUCAUUUACAGAAUUGCACAAUGGGACCCAAAAGUUUUCACGGCUUACGAUGUGUUUCGUGUGAGUCUAAUCACAUCUGAGCUUAUUGUCCAGGAGGUGGACACACAGCGGAAUGGAAUCAAGGCUGUCUUUGAUUUGGAAGGCUGGCAGUUUUCUCACGCUUUCCAAAUUACCCCAUCCGUAGCCAAGAACAUUGCUGCUGUUCUUACAGAUUCCUUCCCAUUAAAAGUUCGUGGUAUCCACUUGAUAAAUGAGCCAAUCAUUUUCCAUGCUGUCUUUUCUAUGAUUAAGCCGUUCCUGACUGAAAAAAUUAAGGGACGGAUUCACAUGCACGGGACCAAUUACAAACAAAGCUUACUGCAGCAUUUCCCAAACAUUCUUCCACUGGAGUACGGUGGUGAGGAAUUCUCCAUGGAGGACAUUUGUCAGGAGUGGACAAAUUUUAUCAUGAAGUCUGAAAAUUAUCUCAGCAGCAUUUCACAGACCAUGAAAGGAGAAGUUACCUAACGUGAAUGGCUUCCUAAUUGGAGAUACAUGAGUGAGAUCUGACCUGGUUAUAUGAGUGAAAGGAAAAGAACUUUUAAAACUAAUUAAUGCUUUUCUGAUUGACUGUUUUAAUGUAAAAAAUCUAACUUGAGCAGCAUGGGUAUUUGGGAAACUUCUUUACUUGUUAAAUGCAUUUUCUUUACCUUUGAAGUAAUUAAAUGUUAGUAUAUCCUGAAAGCUUAUAAAAGAGAUUCCUGAUUUUUGCACUUGCAAGAAAGUUAUCUCUCAAGUACCUACUCGUGUGCACCUUCGUGUGUUUCUGAAGAGUUUUAUUUUGAACAAGUUCUCUGGUUACACUGGCUUGGUUAUAAAUGUAUGACUAGUCCACUGAACAGAAAUAUUAGCAUCAAUCAACUGAUGAUAAAAAGUCUAUUCACACUCAUUUUGGGUGUGUCAGAUUAGAUUAUAAAUCAGAUUAAAAUCUGAAUCAUUUCUACAUAGUUAUUUCUGUGGGCCAGAAAGGUAGUUCAUCUCAGGGAAAUUCUAUUUUAGCAUAUUUGCACAAUAAACUUUUGAUUGAAGAGUCUACAUGUGAUAAACUAUCGUACGUAGCAUCUGUAGGUCUCUGUGAAAUGACUCAUGUUGAUAUAAUUGACCACAUAGAGAUUUAGAGAUGGAAUAAUGUUUAGUUGUCGUGUGCAUGAACUCUUAUUUUUAAUUGAACAAUAACGCAGCUACACAAGGGAAAGGAAAUGUUUACAUUUUUUAAAUCAGUGUUAAUUACACCUGGACCUUUUCAGAUUACUCAUGAAAUAAUCUGAGUUUUACUAUAUUAUCGGAAUUUCUAGCCAAAUUCAACAAUUUAUAUUUACUUAACCUAACCAGUAGUUAGAAUGUGCUGUUUGUACUAUAGCUGUGUCAAAACAUAUUUCAUUUAUUGAGAAAGAUAUGUCAAUAUUGCUUUCAGUUGAUGACAAUUUUAAUGGUAUUUUAUAAUUUUUCAGUUUUAUUUUAAACAUGAAAAUGAAAGGACACAGCGUACAAAAUUUGUUAAACAUCUGUUAGCUUAGUUGGGUUUCAACAUUAAUCAUACAAUAGUAUCUUUGUGAAAGAACAUGUAAAGGGCGUUUUUCUUCAUAAGAUAAUCAUUCUAAUCAGGUGAGCCGGUAGUUAGGAUUCUCUGUACACGUAUCUGUGAAAAAUUGAGAGUGACUGGGAAUGUUCUUUAGAGAACGUGUUUGAUUUAGCAUUGGGAAGCGAAGUUUAUGUUAUAACUUUUAUUUUAAAAAUUAGAUCGUGCCUGUUUUCUAUAAAAACGUUAAAGUCUUCUUUACCAAAUCACACAGUUUAAAAUUGUGUAAUUAAAAAUAAUGGCAGAAUAAAACCAUUUAAAAAGUAUAAACAAUAACCACAAAAAGCCCUGGUUUACCCCAAUUUUAUUCCUAGAAGAAGGUUUACAUCACCAAGUUCCACUUAAUUUACAUUUGGGUGCUUAAAACACUUUUUUACGACACUGUGAAGGAAUGAUUACUUUAGCACAAGAAUAAAAGAUACUAUUUUUAAAUAUCUUUUAAAUAUGAUUCAUUGGUGAUGUUAACAGUAAAGAGAAUUAAAAUAAGCCAACCAAUAGAAGUAUAUUUCAUGAUAGGACUUUGAAUUUUUUAUAAAAUGCAAAAGUUCACUGAAGGACAUCAAAAGAACAAUGUGAAAUAAGCAGAUAAUUGUAUAAGGUGGCAAGAUAAACAACUGUUGAACUGUCUCUAUUACUUUACUGUGAUUGCACCAUAUGUGCCUUUUAAAGGAUUAACACGUGCUCAUUGUGUUACUGAACUGCAUGAUAAUUUAUUUGUUUUAAUAUUGUUCAAAAGAAAAUAAAGAUCUUUCACACAAA